Messenger RNA from Neurospora tetrasperma FGSC 2508, 846 nucleotides. RefSeq lists its product as uncharacterized. The coding region runs from base 169 to 846 and encodes 225 amino acids. NCBI's taxonomy places the organism in Eukaryota, Fungi, Ascomycota, Sordariomycetes, Sordariales, Sordariaceae. The transcript is spliced from 2 exons. Gene Ontology annotation, molecular function: S-adenosylmethionine-dependent methyltransferase activity. The record is from RefSeq and is a predicted model, not a curated record.
AUGAAAGCAAGUACACUCAGCUGUUCUGCAUUCAUCGAUGGACACUCUGCCCACUUCUUGUCAUUGAACGUGAGGCAUCGCAAGAACCUACCUAUUUGAAAUUAUUCCCUGAUACCUGCAGUUUAUGCAAUUUCCAGCACAACGAAUAGACGCGUCAUCUAGCACAUCAUGGCAAGCGAUCCCCAGCCCCCACUGAACAAAUCAAGCGCCGACGACCACGCCAUCCAAAGCCAAUUCCAUCGCCUCCGCUCGCUCUUCAAAGACUCAGACUACUCCACACACCCUGAACACUGGGACACACUAUGGAAGGAAUCCUUCACCCCCUGGGACCGCGGCGGGCCCAGCCAAGCCCUCGACGAAGUCCUGUCCCUCCACCGCGAGCUCUUUCCCAAUGCCCCAAGCAGUGCUCAUGAUUGGGACAAGCCAAAACCCAAAGCUUUAGUGGCCGGCUGUGAGAGAGGCCACGACGUGUUACUCCUGUCUGCACAUGGGUAUGACGUCUACGGACUUGACUCAUCCGUGACAAGCAUGGAGGAGGCCAAGAAGAACGAGAAACGGGUGGCGGAAGAGGAUGCAGAGGGCAAGUGGAAGGAGGUGUAUGCACCGAGGAGGGAGCUAGGCGUUACGACAAAGGGCAGGGUGAUGUGGGUGACGGGAGACUUUUUCGAGGACGACUGGGUGAAUGAUUCGGGAUAUGGAAAGGUGAAGACUGGGUUUGAUCUCAUUUUUGAUUAUACGUUCUUUUGCGCCCUUCCGCCUGAAGCACGCCCACAAUGGGCCAAGAGAUUGUCCCGAUCUUCUCAACCCCGACGGCGGAAGACUAGUCUGCCUCGAGUGGCCACUUGA